GGGAAUGGAACGUGAAUUUAAUCGAAUAAGGACGAGGUUAGAGAUGGAUUUGUCUCCAAUGCUCAAAGUCGUUGCCAUUGUCGGAAUAGGUGGUAUUGGAAAGACGACACUUGCUAGAAAGAUCUUCUUGAAUCGGCUAAAAUACAGACAAUGCAAGAGGACGAUGAUGAUGACGACCACGGUAAUAAGCUGGGGGAUUAUCUCGGCACUUGUCUUAAAAGCAAAAGAUAUCUCAUUGUAAUGGAUGGGGUGAGGGAUAUGGAGAUUUUCGACGCUUUGAAAAGAUGUCUUCCCCGCGAUGAUCAAACUAGAAGCCGCGUGCUUCUGACAACUCGGGACUCUGAGGUUGCGUGCCGCACAGGUUGUCUUAGCACGCUGCAUCGAAUGCGCUUCCUCCAUUUCCGCGAAAGUCGGAGACUAGUUGACCAAAGAGUUUUUGGAGCAGACCGUUGCCCCUAUGAAUUGAGGAGAAUACGAAACAAGAUUGUCCGAUGUUGUAAGGGACUUCCUCUGUUGCUCGUUGUGACCGGCGCUAGUUUGUCCAAAAUUGUUCGAACAAGACAAGUUUGGCUAAGUUUCGCGGAUAAUUUAGAAAUAGCCGCGAAAGACGAGGAUUGGUGUAUUGCUAUAUUGGGUUUAAGUUAUUACCACUUGCCUCAUCACUUGAGACCUUGUUUUCUCUACAUGCUGAUGUUUCCGGAAGAUUAUAACGUUCGUAGCGCUAAACUCUUUCGACUAUGGGCUGCCGAGGGCUUUGUCCGAUGCGAAAGUGCUAAAAGCAUGGAAGAAUUGGCGGAGGAAUACUUGGAAGAUCUAGUCGAAAGAAACCUCGUUUUGGUUGCUACCCGGGGCUCACAAGGCAAGAUAAAACGAUGCGCGAUCCAUGAUGUCCUAAGGGAAUUGUGUCUAGGCGAGGCGCGAAAGGAAAAAUUCAUUUUCAUCGUUAAUGCACAGGAAGAUGCUCUUCAACCCGACAUCCAAGAGUACCACAGGUUAAGUGUUUGCCACGACGUUUUGAGAGAUUGUCCGGACAUUAUGGAUAGCGUAAAACACAACGCCUCCAAGGCGCAUUCUCUCGUGUCUAUCGGAACCGAGCAUUCUACCCCGAAGCUCGACGAAUUUCGCUAUAAGCUGCUCAAAGUGUUGGAUCUACUCGCAUUGAAUUUUAGCACAUUCCCUUUGGAGAUAACCGAAUUGGUGAGUUUGAGAUACCUUGCUCUUACAUUCGGCGAAACGCUUCCUCCCUACAUUUCUCGACUCCAAAACCUUCGAACCAUUGUUCAUCGCAACACAUCUCCUUCGACGGGGAGCUACUUGCCGAUCGAGAUUUGGAUGAUGCCGAAUCUAGUGCAUGUACAUAUCCCGCCGGCUCAUUUAUCUACCCCGCCGUUUCGGACCAAUGCUCUAGCUCUAGAAACGCUUGCGGACGUGGUAAACUUGAGUUUGAGCCCUCAUGUUCUCGAAAAGAUUAAAAGGCUAAAGAAGCUGUCGAUUUCUUACGACGUGGAUCAAGAAUCCUUCAAGGAAUGGUCCAUGUAUCAACUUAAAAACUUGGCCUGUCUAGACGAGCUCGAGAAGUUGAAAUUUCAAGUGUUGGAUUUCGCCACGACGUCGAGGGGUCGGCUUAAGCCGUGGAAGCUGGCUUUCCCGAAAUCGCUGAAGAAGCUAACUUUGAGUGGCUGCAGGAUUCAUUGGCUGUGGCUUAAGAUCGUCGGCGCGCUUCCGAAGAUCCGAGUGCUGAAAUUGAGAAACGAUGCGUGCCGGGGCGGCGAAUGGAAGCCGUUGGAGGGACACUUUGGUGAGCUGAGGAGCUUAGAGCUUGAAAAUGUGGAUCUUGUGAGAUGGGUAGCCGAGCCGAUACACUUCCCUCGGCUUCGACGGCUUACGAUCAAGUCGUGCCCUCAGCUGAAGAUGAUUCCUCAGGGAUUGAGUAAUAUCUCUACGCUUCAAAAGAUUGAGCUAGUUGAUUGCCUUCCGCAGGCUGCUGAGAGUAUGCGCAGGUCAGGGAGUUCUGUUACUGUAUGUAAUUACUGAUGUAUAUAUAUAUAUGUAUGUGUGUGAGAUGCUCAUUUAAGACGACUGAGGGGUCGACUCACGAGCAAUUUUUACUUAAAUUACAAAUAUACUAAUACAUGUACAAUUAUUUUUUUACAUAGAGUGAAAGAACAAAAAUGUCAAAAUCUCUUACAUACC
This is a messenger RNA of Andrographis paniculata, 2193 nucleotides long. Its product is annotated as putative late blight resistance protein homolog R1A-10. Gene Ontology annotation, biological process: defense response to other organism. NCBI's taxonomy places the organism in Eukaryota, Viridiplantae, Streptophyta, Magnoliopsida, Lamiales, Acanthaceae. The record is from RefSeq and is a predicted model, not a curated record. The coding region runs from base 151 to 2034 and encodes 627 amino acids. The transcript has 2 exons. Gene Ontology annotation, molecular function: ADP binding.